AUGAAGGCUAAGGUCCCUAGAAACUUCAAGUCACCAGACAUGGACCUUUACGACGAGACGUCCGACCCGAUCCACCACCUUAGUAACUUCAAAAGCAGAAUGUAUCUGGCCGACGCUUAUGAUGUGACUUGUUGCAAAGCCUUCUCGACUACUUUAACAAAGGCUGUGAUGAAGUGGUUCGAUGGCCUGCCCCCCAGGUCGGUCACCAGUUUCGACGACCUUGCCAGGAAAUUCCUGACUAGAUUCUCCAUUCAAAAGGAUAAAACAAAGCACACCCCAAGCUCUCUAAGAGUAAAACAAGUAGACGGGAAAAGUCUCCAGGACUACAUGGAAAUAUUCAACAAAGCUUGCCUGGAAAUUCAGAACCUACCAAUUGAAGCGGUGAUCAUGGGUUUGGCCAAUGGGCUGAAAGAAGGGCCAUUCGGCCAUUCCAUAUCUAAACGACACCCAUCUUCUUUAAAUGAGGCAUAG
Arachis duranensis is the source of this 471-nucleotide messenger RNA. RefSeq lists its product as uncharacterized. The record is from RefSeq and is a predicted model, not a curated record. Lineage: Eukaryota; Viridiplantae; Streptophyta; Magnoliopsida; Fabales; Fabaceae. Bases 1 to 471 code for a protein of 156 amino acids. The transcript has a single exon.